UAUUUGUUGUGACAUGUAGUAUAAAUAUAUCUACAACAAUUUGUCAUCGCCGCCGAGGCGAUUAUUUUAAUUAAAAUAUCUUGUGUAACUGUACAAGUAAAAUUUUUAUUCAUUAACUCGCUCGUAAUAUGUGCUGUUUCGUUUCAUCAAUGCUGACCGAUGAUUUACGUAAACACAAUAGGAUGUCGGCAGUGCUUACUCCCCUGCUCUUUACUUGGCGUUGGUCUUUCGCUUUGUAAAGAAACGAACAUAAUUUCCAUUCAAUGUUCUGAAAAGCAUAUAAAGGCUCAUCGCAAAGCCUCUGAGAAGAGGGCCAGUUAUGGAGGUGGGAGCGCGUGCACUGGACGUUUUGCCCCUCCUACAAGAGAGGGUAGCUUCGCUCACUGGUGGCCGAGACCGUCGCGGCGGGCCUAUAAUAUGGUUCCCCGCAAACUCAAGACGUGAUCGCGUCACGCCAGAUGACUAUCGCCGCUUGCUUCAUUACUUAAUUAGCAUACCUAGUGAUACUGUCAGAUCCCAUGGCUUUAUAAUUUUAAUUGAUAUGAGAGGUUCAGCAUGGGCAGCAAUAAAACCUAUAUUAAAAGUAUUGCAAGAGCACUUCUCUUCAUCCGUCCAUCAGGCACUUGUAGUGAAGCCUGAUAAUUUCUGGCAGAAGCAGCGCACAACGAUAGGAGCACAUAAAUAUAAGUUUGAGACUACCAUGAUCAGCUUAGAAGCACUUCCCAAAGUGAUAGAUAGUUCUCAGCUGACACCAGAUUUAGAUGGCACCUUACAAUAUGAUCAUGCACAAUGGAUAGAUCUGCGAUUGGCCCUAGAAGAGUUGAUGUGGCAAGCAGGAGAGUUACUGGACCGAUUGGACGACUUACAAGAGGACGUGGCUCGGGCGGACUUUGCCGAUGACGUAACAGGCGCGAGAAGGGCUAUAGACGCGCAUGCGGAUAUAAAUAAGCGGCUUGCCAAAGUACCAGUGGAUGAACUAGAAGCUCAGGGCGAACGCGUAGUUCAACGGCUGGAAUCCGCCGCAGCGGCAUGCGCGGAGGCAAGCGGCGGCGCGGCUACGGAAGCCGCGUUCCACUGCGGUUCGCCCGCCGCCUUGCGAGCGCAACUCUCGGCCGUCCGUUCGGCGCACGCCCACGCCCAUAAACUGUGGCAACACAAGAAGAUGCAACUCGACCAGUGCUUUCAACUCAGGCUAUUUGAACAGGAUUGCGAAAAGAUGCUGGAAUGGAUAGUGAAUCAUCGCACGGCAUUCCUCGCGACUUACGUAGAGAUCGGCCGAUCAUGCGCCGCAGCCAAACGCCUUCAGGAAGAGCAUGCUCGGUUCGCAGCCGCUUGUACGGGCGGCGGACGGCCGAGUGUAGCGCGCGUGACGGCCGCUGCGCGUAGACUUGCCGACAAGAGACACUACGCGGAACCGCAAAUAACAGCACUCGCGCAUCGCCUCGAACGCGCCUACAAACAGCUUUCUGCAGGUUUGGAGGAGCGUUCCGCUGUGCUAUCGCUGUCGGUUGUGUUCCACCACAAGGCGGAAGCGUACGCGAGUGCGGUGGGCGGCUGGGGCGCGCAGUGUUCCGUGGCGCUGCAGCUGGCGACGGGCGGGCCGGGCGCGCCGCCCUGCGCAGACCCGCGCGCUCUCGAGCAACACGCACAAAGGCACCGGCAGCUAUAUGAACACAUGUGCCAGGCGUAUACUGAGGUUCAUUCAACAAGUAAGAAACUGCUAUACCAACUUGACCAUUUAGUGCAAGUUUGUCAUCAGACAGAUCCCGCAGACAUGAAUGAAGGCUCCGUAAGUUCCGCGGGAGGCAGUGGAGGCGACCCUGCCGCGGACUACAGCUCGGGUGCCAACCACGUGCUGGCCGUCAUCCACCAAAUCCUCGGCCAUCACCGGGCGCUCGAGUCGCGCUACCACCAGGCGCGGCUCAAGCUGCACCAGCGACUUGCGCUGCUCCUGUACAAGGAGGACUGUAGACAGGUUUUGGAUUGGCUAGGAAACCAUGGUGAGAAGUUCUUGAUGAAAAACACAGGAAUUGGAAAGAAUCUCCACAAGGCUAGGACAUACCAGAAAUCUCAUGAACACUUCGAAAAUGUUGCACAGAAUACGUAUACAAACGCCGAGAAGCUUUUAGCGGCAGCAGAAGAGCUGGCAAGAUCUGGUGAAUGCGACGCCGAAGAAGUUUUAGGCGUGGCGCGGGAAUUAGAAGCACACGUGGCCGCAUUUGCAGCUAGGGGCGAUAGACGAAGAAGACGGCUAGAUCUCGCUGUCUUACUCUACACGCAUGAAAAAGAGUUACUACAAUGGCUGGAGACGCUUCGGAGUGGCGGUGGCGGCGCUAGCGGCGUGACUGAUGAAAGCCCCGAAGCAGCGCGACGGGCGCUCGAACAAUGCGCGCAGCAUCGCGCCGCUUCGCUUGACGCUUGUGCUGCUACCAUUGCUCACGGCGAAGCGUUGCUGCAGGACCUAAGAUCAUCCGGAGAAACAGAGGCGGCGAGUACGGCGGCGGUGGAAUCGACGCUAGAGCGGUUGCGUGGUACCCGCAGUGCGCUCGAGGAGCUUUGGUCGGACCGCGAGCGCCGGCUCGAGCUUACUCUGCAGCUCCGCCAUUUUGAAAGAGAUGCGCUUGAGGUAUCAUCGCGGCUUGAGCUAUGGGGUGACGAACUACAGCGCACGGAACCACCGCGCGAUCCCCAGCAAGCUGAACAAGCGCUCGCUGCCCACAAUGAAAGCGUUGCAAGGAUGCAGCAUGCAACGUUUCAGGUGGUACAGCAAGGACAAGAAUUGGCAGCAGCAAUUGCAGAAGCCUCAGAUAUUAUGGCUUCAAGUUCGGACAGUUCGGAAGGUGCACCAACAGACGCGCAGGCUCGCGUGCAGUUACUACUCGAAUUCUUACACGAUAGACAACUAGAUCUGGAGGAACUGGCCGAAGAGAGACGUGCACGUUUUGAACAGUGCGUCCAACUUGGCCAGUUCCAAAAGGAUGCGGCUCAAGUGGUGAGCUGGAUUAGAAAUGGUGAAGCGAUGCUGUCCGCCUCAUUCUCGAUCCCGGGAACAUUGCCCGAGGCCGAGCAGCUGAAGCGUGAGCACGAUCAGUUUCAAGUGGCGGUGGAGAAGACUCACGCGAGUGCAGUACAAGUCAAAUACAGGGCGGACGCUCUACGUGCCGCUAACCAUUAUGAUCCCCAUACCAUAAGAGAAAUAUCCGAGGAAGUGACCGAAAGGUGGCAACGACUAGUAACAUGCGCGGAGGAACGCCACAAACUGGUGACGGCAUCCCUCAACUUCUAUAAAACGGCAGAGCAGGUGUGCUCCGUUCUUGACUCCCUGGAGCGGGAGUACCGGCGUGAUGAGGACUGGUGCGGGUCUACGACUGCGCCCGUCAACGCCGCGCAGGCUUCUGCCUCCGUUGCAUCCUCCACUUCCAAUAUAUCUGCUUCAUCUGCUGGAGACUCGGACGAGCAUACGCAGAACUUGGAUAAGGCGUCUCAGGUGGCCGCGUUAAUAGUGAAGCACGGCGAGCAAAAGGAGGCUUUCCUGAAAGCUUGCACGCUCGCACGACGCACGGCAGAGACGUUUCUCAAGUACGCGGCGCGCUCGGCUCAAGUCCACGGUCAGACCGCCGCGGCAAGCAAGGCGCAUCACGAACAAACGCGCGCCAUUCUGGAUACGCUGCUCGCGCAAGAGAACAAGGUCUUAGAACAUUGGACAGUACGUAAGAAGCGUUUAGAGCAGUGCCAGCAGUUCGCCCUGUUCGAGCGCUCGGCUCGCGCCGCCGUCGAGUGGAUUCGCGAGACGCAAGAGCGGUGCGGCGCUGCGGCGGCGGCCGCUGCGGGCGGGGUCGCGCGAGAGUCGCGCGAACGUGUGCGUUUGCUCGCGCAACUUGCCGACGGGCUUGUCGAAAAAGGCCAUCCACACGCUGUGCAGAUCAAAGAAUGGGUCGCUGCGGUUGACGCAAGAUAUGCGGAAUUCAGUGGUUCUAUGGAAGGCGGUGAGAGCGAGGCGGAGAGUGACUCGGGUGUUGCCGCGUCUUUAAGUUCCGUGCAGACGAGCGAAGCGGAGCCGCGCGUCGAGGCGCCUACCGCCGCGCACAUCGAUGAGAAGCGACGCAGCGCGCGCCGGAAAGAGUUCAUAAUGGCGGAAUUACUACAGACAGAGCGCGCGUACGUCAAAGAUCUCGAGACGUGCAUCACGUGCUACUUGCGGGAGAUGCGUACGGAUCCCGCGUCUGUGCCGCCUGCGCUUCAAGGAAAGGAGGAGUUAAUAUUCGGCAACAUAGAGGAGAUACACCGAUUCCACGAGCGCGUGUUUCUACGCGAGCUGGACAAGUACGAGACGAUGCCGGAGGAUGUCGGUCAUUGCUUCGUGACGUGGGCGCGAGAGUUCGACAUGUACGUGUCGUACUGCCGCAACAAGCCCGACAGCAACGCUGCCGUCGUGCAACACGCCGGCGAUUAUUUUGACAGGGUGCAACGUAAGAAGAAACUAGAACAUCCGUUAGCAGCGUACCUAAUAAAACCCGUGCAAAGGAUAACGAAAUAUCAGCUUCUAUUGAAAGACCUACAAGCUUGCUGCGCCGAGGGGCAAGGAGAAAUCAAGGACGGUCUGGAAGUUAUGCUGUCGGUACCAAAGAAGGCCAAUGACGCAAUGCAUCUAUCAAACUUAGAAGGAUGUGAUGUUCCUAUGGACAGUCUCGGUGAAGUAGUCCUCCAGGAUUCGUUCCAAGUGUGGGACCUUCGCCAGAUAAUCAAGAAGUGUCGAGAGAGAAGAGUUUUCCUAUUUGAUCUGCACCUACUCCUCGCGAAGGAGGUCAAAGACACGCAUGGGAAAGCAAAGUACAUUUAUAAGACUAAAUUCAUGACCUCCGAGUUGGGUGUCACAGAGCACAUAGAGGGUGACGAGUGUAAAUUCUCCGUGUGGACGGGCCGUGAGCCGAUGGCGAGCGACUGUCGCAUCGUGCUGAAGGCGCCUUCACUUGAUGUCAAACAGACCUGGGUGCGACGCCUCAGGGAAGUCAUUCAGGAAACAUACUUCAGUGGCGCCCUGCAGCAGCCGCCGCGUAGUCCCGCGCGAGCUCGUCCGGCCAGCUCGCAGCGCUCGAGCCGAGACUUUGAAGACACGGAUACAGAAAACCUUGAUCGCAACUCUCUUGCGUCUUUCGGUAGCGGCAACACAACAGAUUCCGAUAAGGCGGGUGCAGACACAUGGGUGGUGGCAGAGCACACAGCCACCGGCGCCGGUGAGAUCUCUGUGACCAAGGGGCAGCAGGUGGAAGUGCUGGAGGCCUGGGCCGCGCGGCCGGACUGGUGGCUGGUGCGCGUGCCCGGCGAGCCGCCGCAGGAGGGAGCCGUCCCCGCGACCGUGCUCAAGCCGCAGCCCCAGCAGAAGACGUCGCCCUCGAGACGACCACUCAGCCAACCGUCCGAUGACACUACAGAAGCGGCGUCGGAGCCCGGUGUGAGUACGAGCGCCGCCAGCCCCGGCAAACAUAAGAAGGGAAUCAUUCCAAGGCGGUGGAUUCCGCGUCCGAACAAGUCGCAAGCCAAAGGCGAGAAGGCUCCUGCAGCCGCAGGGUCAAAGUCACCCGCAACCGCCGACAAACCCUCCUUGAAGAAGGUGCCAUCUGAAAAGAAACUUAAGCUCCCGUACGCUGAAACCGUGCGUGUUGAAGAUGUGGAGAACAACGCCGUCGCUCUGGAUGACGCCGAGGACGAUGCGGCCGACCUCGAACUGCCGCCUCCCAUGGAACCUAUACAGGACCCGCAAGCUGUGCUGCAGCAGGCGCCGAUCCCAGCAGCGUCGGCGGCCGCUCCGGUCGCGCGGAACUCAUUGACUAUGGAGGCAUUGGAAAGUAACGGUGGCCCUGCCGAUAUCGCCGAAAUUGAACAAAUAGUCAAGGAAAAAAUGGAGCAGCACGGAGGUGGCGCAGCAGGAGCGACUCGAGGCGCAGAGGGCGAAGACGAAGAGGCCGCAGCUAGUGCCGAUUGUGUAGAGGCCACUCUCAAAAAGCGCGAGUACGUUCUGAGGGAACUCUACGAAACUGAGGAAGUCUACGUUUCCGACUUGCGCCUCGUCUGUGACGGCUACAUGAAGCACAUGAUGGAUCUCAAUGCCGAUCCACCAGUGCCGGAAGGACUCCGUGAUCGACGGCUGAGGAUGAUAUUUGGCAACAUUGAGGCGAUCUACGAAUGGCAUCGCGACAAAUUCGUCCGGGAGGUGGAGGCCUGUAUUGAGUCGCCGGAGAAGCUGGGCCCAUUGUUCCGCGGCUUCCUCGAGCGGAAGAUCAACAUGUAUGAGAUCUACUGCCGCAACAAGCCCGUAUCCGAAUACAUCGUCUCCGAGCACGAACACUACUUCCAGGAGUUGCGCCAAAAGCUCGGCCACAAGCUGCAACUCGGAGAUCUUUUGAUCAAGCCGAUUCAGCGCAUUCAAAAAUACCACCUGCUGGUGAAGAAAAUACUAACUUACUCCGAGACUGCCAACGAGCCUCCCCACGUGCUCGCUGCGCUCCGCGAUGCCGUGCAGUGCACCUCUACCAUUCCCAAGAACGCCAACAAUAUGAUGGAGGUCGGACGUCUGCAGGGAUUUACGGGCAACAUAGCCGCGCAAGGACAGUUCAUGUUCCAAGAGCCGCUGGUGGUGUCGGACGCGAACUGCUCGAACGACAAGGGCAAGGAGCUGCACGUGUUCCUCUUCCAGCAGUGCGUGAUCUUCGCGGAGGCCGUUGGCAAGAAGACCCAGUUCACCAGCCCUACAUACAACUAUAAGGCCCACGUGCUGAUCAAUAAAAUGGAACUAGAAGAGGUGGAGGGCACUAAUAUGUUCAUUAUCCACACGGUUGAUACCACUAAGCCGUCUAAGAAGCAGUCAUUCCUGUGCCGGGCGCCCGAAGCUCGCCGCAACCACUGGAUCUCGACUCUGUCUACUAUUCUUAAGUCGCAGCAAGAAUUCGGUGCCUUCCUGGAGAACCCCAGCCUAAUCAAGCACCGUGACGCUAACGCCACUGCCACGGGUGAGGGGUGGUGCGGGCUCCGCAAGACUGAGAGCGUGCCGCCGUCUGUGGGCGGGCGGCUCGCACCUGAACUGCGCGGGCGCACGCAGCGCGCUCACGCUAAGGCCAACACCAUCAACCUGCCCUCGAGCGCGAGGGACGACUCCAAGAAGGCCUCCGACGCGCCCCUCACCCCGACUUCGCCGCAACACCACAAUGGCUUGCCGAAGCGCGCGUGGGGCCUGAAGCUGCGGCGCGGCGGCGGCGGCGCUGCGGCCGAGCCCAGCGAGGGCGUGGUGACAGAGCUGCGCGCGCCAGAGCUGGCCGAGCCCGCCGCCGACGUGGCGGUGGCGGCCGGCGCCUCGGCCACGCUGGCGUGCCGCGCGCUCGCCACGCGCGCCUCCGCCUCCUGGCGCAAGACGGCGCCCGAGACGCGCGCGCUGCGCCACGGCGGCCGCUUUGCCGUCACCUUCGCGCCCGAUGGACUCGCCACGCUUACCAUCCACGCGUGCCGCGCCUCCGACGCCGGCGUCUACUGCUGCCUCGUCAGCAACGAGCUCGGCGGCGUGCAGAGCUCGGCGCGGCUCACGGUGGGCGCGGGCGGUGCGCCGGGCGUGCCCGCCGUGCGCGCACACCCGGGCGGCGGCCUCGUGGUUCAGUGGGACGAGUCGGAAGCCGUACACCUGGAGUACUGCCGCGUCGGCGAGGGAGAGUGGCGGCGAGCUACGGAGACGCCGGCGGCGGUGAACACGCUGGCGCUGGAAGAGUUACCCGCGGGCACGUACAGCUUCCGGGUGGUGAGCGCUCGGAGCGGAGCGGCGGGGGCGGCGUCGGGCCCCGCCACGUGCGGCGGGGGCGGCACCUGGCAGCGGGAACAGUUCGCCCGCCGGUACGCGCUGGAGGAGGAGAUCGGGCGCGGCAGGACCGCCCGCGUGCUGGCGGCUCGCGAUACCGGCACGGGGCAGCGGGUCGCUCUGAAGCAGGUGGCGAGCGGGCGCGGCGCGGACGCGAUGCGCGAGUACCGCAUCUUGUCGGGCGGCGCGCACGGCUCGGUUGUGCGCGCGCUGGCGCUGUUCGCGGAGGUGCCGCGCGCGGGCGCGCACACACUGGUGCUGGAGCUGGUGGGCGGCGGCGCGCUGCUGGACUGGGCCGCGGCCGAGCCCGCGCUCUACACGGAGCGCACGGUCGCCACGCACACGCGCCACCUGCUCUCCGCCCUCGACUGGCUCCACUCCAACAACGUCGCGCAUCUCGACGUGCGCCCGGAAAACAUCCUAGUCGAGCUGGGCGGUGCGCAGCCGCAGUUGAAGCUGGUGGACCUGGGCUCCGCCGUUGAGCUGGAGGGCGCGGGCGGGACGGGCAGCGCGCCGGAGGGCGCCACUGUGUUGCCGCCUGCGCCCGCGCAGCUCGAGUUUGCGCCGCCCGAAUGCGUCCUGGGCCGCCCGCCCGCGCCCGCAUGGGACGCCUGGGCCACCGGUGUCUUCCUUUACGUAUUUCUCACUGGGCUGUCACCGUUCCUGGACGAGUCGAUCGAGGAGACGACUGCGAACAUCAUCAAGUGCGACUACUGUUUCCCGCCGGAGCACUGGGCGGGCGUGGACGAGCGCGCGCAGAGCCUCAUCCGCCGCCUGCUGGAACCCGCGCCCGCGCGCCGCCUCUCGCCCAGCGACGCGCUGCGGGACUCCUGGUUCCAAGAGGCGAGUAACACGCCGCUGUCGGCGACUCAGCUGAAGACGUUCCUGGAGCGACGACGGCCGUCGGGGCUCGGCAACGCGUUGCACUCGCUGCGGUCGCCCAACGACACCUGACGUGCGCCCCUCGCCGACCGACCGCAAGGGGCCUCUCGUAUAGCAAGUAACUCUGACUUCUAGUCGCUGCCAGAGCAGCACAAGGGAUAACUUCUGGAAAACCCAUGUGGCUGUAAAUCACUGAGGCCGAAUGUGCGACUAUCCUUUUUAAGUUUACGCGAACUGGAGACCGUAUUGUAUUGCAACUAACGCCACAGAUGUAUAAACUAAACAUCUUCGAUUACUAGCAAUGACAUUUUAUUAUUAUUUUAUAUCAAUUUGAUUACAAUUACACCAUUUUUAAUUACGUGACAUUUUAAAGGAGACGAUCCAAAUAUCUUUAUUUUUUUAUUUUUUUUUAUCUUUAUUUUUAUUGUUUUAUCCAAAAUGACUAUAUUUUUUUUCAAAGUGUACUAAAAUGAGGCCCAGAUUAUGCCGUCUGCUUUCUGGCUUUUUAUGGUUUAAAAAUGAAUAAUUUAUAAUGUCCAUUGUAAAUGUCAAAAUUAAACUGUUAAAAUUGAAAAUACAUUCGACGAGCGAGAUUCCAAGUAAAGCGUUAACCGUUGUAAAAGCAAGGGAGACGUGUAAACUGCAUUCUUUGAAGACAGUAAACAAUGGUAGAAGAGACGCUGAAAGAACUGCGACUUCUUCCCGAGCUAUUGUUACGCUCAUCGUAGGGUUAUGUUAAGCUUUAGUUUUAUUAACGUUCGUAUUAUAGUCAUAUGUGCCCACCUAUCUGUUUCGUUGAUAUAUGCGCGUUUUUGGACAUAGCAUCUCGUCUUAGUAUGCAUGCUAUUAUGUAUUAAAAAAAUUAAAUAUGGAUUAGAGAAACUUAUCGUUUUUAUACGUGAUAAAAAAUUUGAUUUAAUUUUUUUAUACAAUAGGUUUUUAGGUUGAUGGAUAAAUUGGAAAAAAUAUUUCAUUAGGUGCACAUAGAAAAGAAAUAUAUUAUUAUUCUAAGUAAAAAAGUGCUAAGUUUCUCUUAUUCUUUAGUGUAUUGCAUAACUGCUGCAGAGUGAUUGUCUGCAGUUGGUUAUUGUAGUCUGAUUUUUAUUUCUGUGGAACUCUGAUGUCAUUUUAUACAAGGGUGCAUGGGUUAUAUUAAUUGUUUUAACAUUGAUUUUCAAUAAAGUGUGUCACUUGAAAUUAAAAUAGUACUUAAUUAAUAAAUUGAAACAAAGUUAUGCUUUUCGUUGACUCCUUCAAAUCUUUAGCCUAUCUUAUAUUUUAUUUGAAUGCGUUAUCUUUUCUCGUGGAAACUGCCUUGUUUCUGGUAACAUUGAAAGUCAUCAUUCCACGAAGUUGAAAAUCAGACUACUGUAUACCGCUAUCGAAAUUCGCUCAAACGUGUGUGAUUUUGUGAUGUAAUCAACAAAACAUUCGUACCGAGUUAUAAGUGAACACUGCUAAUUAAAAAUCUACAAGUCCAUAAGGGGCCGAUUGUAAGGAAAGUGUCUGUGAUUUUGCUUAAAAUAAUGUUUCAUGCUUAUUCCUAAUUUGUAUCUUUUAAAAAUACUAUUAAAAUGUAUAUAGACUUAAGUUUUAGCAAGCGUAUAGAUUCAUCUUAAUUUGUAACCAAAUUGCAAAUUUUUUAUAUGUAAGUGAAUGUAACGUGAACUCUCGAUAUAAGUAUCCUAUAGUUCAUAGCUAGUUGUUAGUAUCAUAAUUGAGUAAGCCUUAGGACGCGACCCAUAUGCAAGCGUGCGUGGAGUUUGUAUCAAUUGACCAGUGUUACUGUCUAUACUACCUACAAAGAAAAUUAACUAUCCAUUAAUGACUAUUCCGAUAAAGCAACAGAAACUAUCCGCUAUAUGAAGGUAGUCCACUUGGUCACCAAAAGAAAACAUUUGCUUCACCUCUGAGCAGAAAAACCUCUACCUCAAACAAAAAAGAACAUGUCAACCAUAGACAUAUAAUACUCGGCAACUUAAAAUUUUCAAAGGUGUCAUUUUAGUGAUCAAAUCUGUUUACUUGUCUAUUAAUGGUAUUUUUUUUUUAAAGAGUCAUUUUUCGUCUAGCGAAAAUCACAUCUUGCAAUCAUGUGGACAAUUGUGCAAACAUCCAUCUAAUUCUCCUUGUUAUUUAGGACUAUGAUCAUUGAUUCCUCCCAAAUUCUUGGGUAUAAUUUUCCUCUUUAAAACCUUAGGGUGGCUAAGAACAGCUUACACUACAGUGAAGGUUAUAUGUCCACUAUUUUUCACGAGAAUAAAGUUAGUCGCUUGGUCAUCCACUCAACAUUCCUUUUUUAUCUUUACAUAAUUUUCUUAUAUUCUUCGUUUUGUACAGUGUUGGUGUGAUUUUGUAAAACAGUCACGACGCGCGAAACAUGGCCAUAAGUAAAAAAAGAAAUAGAAAUCUCUGUAGGUUGUGUAGAUACUCCGCUGGCACAUUUACUAACAAACAUUACUAUCGCGAAAAAACGGCUUACUGAACGGAUUAUUUUUAUAUGAUAAAGUAAUUUAUAUAUGAAUGUAACUUGUAUUGAAACACGCAGUUCUUGAAAAUAUAAGUAUUUCAUAAUUUGUUUAUCUCAGCUACAUUAUUUUAAUUUUUUAACCAUUAUCACUGUGAUCUUUUAACAUACCUAAUUAUUUUUAUUCGAAUCGAAAUAUUUCAAUGUUUACCCAUUUUUAUUAUUAAACAAUCAAUUUAUAUAAUCAUUAUUCUAAAUGUUAAUUAUAUUUUUGACAUAUUUUAAUGCAUUCAAUUAUUUUAAAAAUUAUUUUUUCUGUCCAAGUAUUUUUUAUUUAUUUACGUAUCGAUAAAUUUUCAAAAUGGACUGCUAAUUUUAAAGUGAAAGGAGUAGAAGCGUUGUGAAGUUAUUAUUUUUAUUAUUAUUUGCAAGGAUCAUUGUAUUUUAUUCGCUUACAGAUGUACGACAAGGGCAAUUUUUGCAUGUAAAUAUGCCUAGUGUUGUUACGGGAACUCCAUAUUAUGUUACUAGUGGCGGCGGGGCCUCGUCUACGGCAUAGCGCAAAACAUGUGGUCCAAUCUGAAGUUGCAAGCUGGCGGUUUGCGCAGUUGUAUACCUCGUUUUCAGAUUAGUCUACUUGUUUUGGACGUAAUAUCCGAUAUUUAAUUUCUACAUUGACGGCCUUAGCAUAUCUCCGCCGCCAAACCAAAGAAGCAAAGCUGCUUAACAAUGAUAAAGGCGUUACGCUUCUGUUUCGGAUGUCAUCUAAAGGAUGUCAUGAGUCAUGACUUGACGGUAUUUUAGCUGUUCUGGUUUCCCGGCGAUGUGCUAUAGGCGUAAAGGAUAGGUUUUUCUUUUGUAACCUAAUUAAAGGUUAGUUUAUUCAUUUUUGCUAUUAGUAAUCUGUUAACUUUAAGUUUAUUAAUCAGUUUUAGUCCAAAGAAAAAGGAGUAGUUAGCGCUUAGUAAUUCAGCUCAGUAUUUUAAAAUUUUACUUAUAUUUUUCACCAAAUUCUCUACGGUGUGAUCAAAUUAUAGUAACUGAUUAAUAAAUGAUUAUAUUCUAGGAAAAGUUGUUUAGAAAUAGAAAAAUUCGCAUUUUACUUUAUUUUGUCGAUAUCCAGCAAGCGAACCGCCCGCCCGCCAUCUGCUAGCAAUAUUCUUACUAUAAAAAUUGUAUUAGAACUGAUGUAACUUUGAAUUAUAGUUUAAUACAUUAUGAAUAAUUUUA
Molecule: messenger RNA, 12416 nt
Organism: Maniola jurtina (meadow brown)
Lineage: Eukaryota; Metazoa; Arthropoda; Insecta; Lepidoptera; Nymphalidae
Gene: trio
Product: kalirin
Exons: 46
Coding region: 320-8794 (2824 amino acids)
Biological process (GO): axon guidance; protein phosphorylation
Cellular component (GO): cytoplasm
Molecular function (GO): guanyl-nucleotide exchange factor activity; protein binding; ATP binding
Source: RefSeq, a predicted model, not a curated record